Phacochoerus africanus (Common warthog) is the source of this 1412-nucleotide messenger RNA. RefSeq names its product olfactory receptor 10J1-like. The record is from RefSeq and is a predicted model, not a curated record. Gene Ontology annotation, cellular component: membrane. Gene Ontology annotation, molecular function: olfactory receptor activity; G protein-coupled receptor activity. Gene Ontology annotation, biological process: G protein-coupled receptor signaling pathway. Bases 192 to 1124 code for a protein of 310 amino acids. The transcript has a single exon. NCBI's taxonomy places the organism in Eukaryota, Metazoa, Chordata, Mammalia, Artiodactyla, Suidae.
UACAUGAAGUUGUUUGCUGAUUGUUUCUCUUUUCCCUAUAGGCGAACAUCAGUCCCCGGUAACCAGGCAUCCAUCAGGAGCAAGGUCCCUUUUAUUUUCUUCUCCUAGAGUUCUCCUGCCCAAAGCACUGGGUGCUGAUAUAUUCCGACUGCUUGGUCUAAGUCUCCAGAUUCUAGACCUACAAUUUAUCAAUGAACAUAGGGAACCACACAGUGGUGAGUGAAUUUGUGCUCCAGGGUUUUUCCAGCUUUCAUGAACACAAGCUCACCCUCUUUGUGGUAUUUCUGACCUUGUACCUUUUCACCUUGGCUGGCAAUGUCAUCAUUGUGACAAUUAUCAGCAUCGAUCGCCACCUUCACACCCCUAUGUACUUCUUUCUUGCCGUGCUUUCCACUUCAGAGACUGUGUACACCUUGGUCGUUGUACCUCGGAUGCUCUCCAGCCUCGUCGGCCUGAGCCAGCCCAUCUCCUUGGUUGGCUGUGCCACCCAGAUGUUCUUUUUUAUCACUCUGGCCAUUAACAACUGCUUUCUGCUCACAGCAAUGGGGUAUGAUCGCUAUGUGGCCAUCUGCAACCCCUUGAGGUACACGGUCAUCAUGAACAAGAGGGUCUGUGCCCAGCUGGGGUGGGGGGCCUGCAGCAUUGGCCUGCUUGUGGCCACAAUUCAGAUUUCCUCUGUGUUCAGGCUGCCCUUCUGUGAUAGAGAGGUGGCCCAUUAUUUCUGUGACAUCCGCCCAGUUAUGAAACUCUCCUGCGUGGACACUACUGUACAUGACAUAAUUAAUGUCAUUGUCAGCUCCCUCGUUAUUGUGGUGCCCAUGGGUCUGGUCUUCAUCUCCUAUGUCCUCAUUAUCUCCACCAUCCUCAAGAUCGCCUCUGCCGAGGGCCGGAAGAAAGCUUUUGCAACUUGUGCCUCCCACCUCACUGUGGUCGUUGUCCACUACGGCUGUGCCUCCAUUGCCUACCUCAAACCCAAGUCAGAGAACACCCAGGAUCAGGACCAGCUGAUCUCAGUGACCUACACUGUGUUCACUCCUCUCCUUAAUCCAGUGGUGUACACGCUAAGGAACAAAGAGGUCAAGGAUGCCCUUCUCCGUGCUAUUGGCAAAAAACCUCUUGGCUAGGAUCUUUGGUACUUUGAUAUAUAGCCUGUCAUACGUGGGGCACUUUUGUAAUUGCAAAGAAAUUUGAUCCUAUCAUUCAUCCUCUACCCAGAGAGAGUUGCAAAAUUUGGUGGUCAGCCUGCAGUAGAGAAUUUAGAGUUCCCUGACUUGAAUUUUGUUUUUAACCAUCCUCUUUGGGUAGCCUCUGUUAAUCUGAGCGGUUACUCUGAGGGACCUGAUUAGAUGCCACUCACAGGGGGAAAUAAUAAGCAAAUGGGUAGCUGACUGUUUCCACUAUGUUACUGGCAG